Molecule: messenger RNA, 2069 nt
Organism: Aedes albopictus (Asian tiger mosquito)
Lineage: Eukaryota; Metazoa; Arthropoda; Insecta; Diptera; Culicidae
Product: leucine-rich repeat-containing G-protein coupled receptor 4
Exons: 2
Coding region: 101-1846 (581 amino acids)
Molecular function (GO): protein binding
Source: RefSeq, a predicted model, not a curated record
AGGCCAGGAGAUUACGAGUUGUUCUAUCGUCCAGCUCAAGAAACGCUGAGCCUAAUCAGUUUGAGUCGUGAGGCAAGCGAGGAAGGUUGCAACUUGGAAGAUGUUUCGAAUUCGCUCUACAUGGCUACUGGGAAUUAUGCUGGUGGCGCUGCUCGGUGCGCAUUCAACGGAUGCUUACCUAUGCAUGUGCUCCCCGAUGAGCUGCGUACUGAUCCACCCUAAUACGGACUUUUUCAACAAUGCUGAGAAUUUCUGCUCCAGUUUCCGUACGGCAGCCCACGAUAUUUCCAUCAUUAAGCUGAUGGAUACUAAACUGUCUCCGGAGGCGUUCAAUAAAUUUCCGAACAUGACGACGCUUGAGAUUUUUCAAGGUCAGCUCGAGAAAAUUGACUCCGAGACGUUCAGUGCAGCGGGAAAUUUGCAAAAACUGCUGAUCAGAGGAAACAGUCUGACGAAAUUGAAUGAUCACACAUUUAAGGGUGCCGACAAGUUGAGAGAUUUGAUGAUCUCAUCCAACCCUUUGAGUAGUAUUGAGGAGAAUGCUUUUGCCAACUUACGGCAGCUGGAAAUGCUGAUUUUGGCUCACGGUGAACUCACGUCGCUACCGAAGAAAGUGUUCCAACACAAUCGAAUGUUGAAGAUCAUUUCUCUGAAUGGCAACAAACUGGAAUCUAUUGACUCUGAGGUGUUUGUUGGUCUGGAUGACCUCACGAAGCUCGAGUUGCCGGAAAACAAUCUGAAAGUGUUCGAUUUCAAAUCGCUGAAGGCAUCGGUUAUUGUGAUGAAUAACAACAGUUUGACCGAUUUGACUAUCAACGAGCAUUGCAAUACAAUGUACGCAAGCAAUAACGAAAUUCAAACAAUCACAGUGUUGGGGAACAACCUUAGUAAACUUUCAGUGAUCAAUAACAAAAUUCGCAACAUUAACAAUAUUACCAAAGCGAAAAAUUUGACCAGUUUAUCUUUGGGCAGCAAUCCUCUGGAUCCAAAUACAUCAUUCAGUUCGCUUACCUCACUUGAAGAGCUGAUGCUGCAGUCCACUUUUCUGAACCUCACCGAAAACACGUUUGCCGAUAUGAAGCAACUGAAAAUUCUGGAUCUCUCUUACAACAACUUAACCGAGGCAAACUUCAGAAUUCUCGGAUCCGUAAGUUCACUGCAAGUUCUGAGUUACGUAGGCAAUCAGAUCGCCAGCUUCAACUACAUCGAAGCACGAGAAUAUCUUCCUCGACUCCGCGUUCUUGAGAUAUGCAAAAACGGCUGGAACAACACGUACUUCGAGACGAACAUCCUGAGAAUGCGCCGCUUCCAGCUUAGCCCAGAUGUGCACGGCUUUUCGUCGCACUUCCUGUUCCGAGACGACUACAUCAGGAUGUGCUCCGAGAAGCUGAUCGACGACUACAACUACGAGGACUACGUGGAGCAACCGAUCGAUGUUGAGGACGAAAUCAGAGCAUCCUACCCCAAAGAAUUGACCACGACAUCCACUUCCACCACCACAACGACGACAACGACUACACCAGCCCCUACAACGACCACUAAAGUCGCUACCACGACAACGGAACGACCGGCAACGGCUAAGGCCACCGGAGAACGAACCACCGAGAAGACAAUGCAUCAUGUACUGGAGCACAACACGGACAUCGGACAGCGUAAAGUAACGGCAAUUGAGCCGACCAAGGCGGCAUCUCCGUGGUUCAUCACCUUCCAAGUGCUGGUCUACGUUCUCUCGGUGGUUGGCUUAGGUACUCUGGUGUUCGUUGCCUACCGCUGGAGAAGGCGUCAACUCGGUGCCAGACCACUGGCCGUAAGCACCGAAACGGCCGAUUCAGUACGAUUGAUAUAGGUAGAGUGUUGUUGUGUCAAUGCGGUGAUAACGCAUGGAAAUAAGAGUAAGUGAAGUGAUAAUCGGGAAAAAGGAACUGUCUUUCGGUCAGCAGUGUUACCGAGACUCGAACACUAUUAAGAAAACGAAGAUGAUAAUAAGUGUAAACAUGCGGCAAUUCAAAGAUUAGGGAUUCCCUGAAGAGAGUGAGUUUGGAUUCAAUAAAAGUUAAUUCGAGAUUUAA